Melanotaenia boesemani (Boeseman's rainbowfish) is the source of this 1062-nucleotide messenger RNA. Its product is annotated as sodium channel subunit beta-1-like. Bases 1 to 669 code for a protein of 222 amino acids. Gene Ontology annotation, biological process: sodium ion transport; regulation of heart rate by cardiac conduction; cardiac muscle cell action potential involved in contraction. The transcript is spliced from 6 exons. The record is from RefSeq and is a predicted model, not a curated record. Gene Ontology annotation, molecular function: sodium channel regulator activity. NCBI's taxonomy places the organism in Eukaryota, Metazoa, Chordata, Actinopteri, Atheriniformes, Melanotaeniidae. Gene Ontology annotation, cellular component: voltage-gated sodium channel complex.
AUGUCUGCAGUGCACGGGAUGCUGCUGCCUCUGACCCUCCUGGCAUUUCAAGCAUCUCUGUGCUGUGGAGCUUGUGUGGAGGUGGACUCGGACACGGAAGCUGUGGUCAACGAAGGCUUCAAACUGGGCUGCAUCUCCUGUAAGACGAGAGCCGAGGUGUCUGCCACCGCCACCGUCAACUGGUACUUUAGAGCUUCGGAUGAGAAGGAGUUCAGUCAUAUCUUCAGCUAUGAAAACCAAAAUAAAAAUUUCCCAGACCCUCGCUUCCAAGAGCGCCUUGAGUGGAGAGGCAGCAACAAAACCAACGACCUGCAGGACGGCUCCAUCUACAUCCAUAAUGUGACCUUCAACGAUACAGGAACCUACAACUGCACGUUUGACCGCAUCAUCACUUACGACAACAACUUUGAGAAUCGAAACCUCACAAUCAAGACAAUUCAACUGAAUGUGGUGCCAGAAUUCACUCGGGGGAUGGCAUCCAUCUUGUCUGAGGUGAUGAUGUACGUCUCCAUCGUCGGGCUGCAGCUCUGGCUCCUGGUGGAAAUGAUCUACUGCUUCAGAAAAAUCUCUGCAGCCGGAGAGAAAGCUCUGAGACAGAGCGAGGAGGAGUAUUUAACUGAAGCAUCGGAGAGUAAAGACGACUGUACAAGUGUGCAAGUGGCUGAAUAGCACUGGUUGAAGAUGGAUUCUUGGGGCAGCUUCCUGUCUUCCACAUCCCCCUCUUCCUCUCUUCCUCUCCACAUAGUGGAGAAAGGAAGAAACAGAGGAGACAGAUCCUCAUGGAAGGGAUAUUUUAUGUGACUCUGCAGGAUUCUGCAGGAUGGAAGCAUCAGAGGAGGAGAGCCGAGCUGUAAAUAUGCAAACAGAUCAUCGUUGAUGACAUGCUAAUCACAAGCAUGACGUAUUUUCCUUGUUUGCAUGUGAACUUUUCCAGCAGCUGACUUAAUAAUCUGUCACAUUUCUAGCAGUUUAGUUUAUUUCACAUGAGGCUUUCAUCAAGUCUUUCUAAAGUCUAAAACUUUAAUUUAUGAUAAUGUAAAAAAGAUUUGGACAGAAUUUAUU